GACGAUCGUCGCGAACGCCGACGCGCGAAUUUUCUCCGCUCGCACCGCACCCGCACACACGCCAAGCAUGCACGCCGCGAGCGCGCACGUCCACGCCGGCGCGGUCGCGCGCACCCCGUCCGCGGCGGCGGCGCGCCGAACGCCCGCGCGCCGCACCGCCGCGACGCGCGCGGUCAAGGCGCCGACGCUCGACAUCAACACGAAGAUUUUUGAAAAAGAAAUCGUCGACGUCGCGGGCGAGCAAGAGUACAUCGUGCGCGGCGGGCGACACUUGUUCGCGAAGCUGCCCGAAGCGCUGAAAGGGAUCAAGACGAUCGGGGUCAUCGGAUGGGGCUCGCAAGCGCCCGCGCAAGGGCAAAACUUCCGCGAUUCGCUCGUCGAGGCGGGGAUGACGGAUGUGAAGGUGUGCGUGGGGUUGCGACCGGAUUCAACGUCGAACGCGGAGGCGCGAGCUGUUGGAUUUAACGAGGCGGACGGGACGCUCGGGGAGACGUUCGACAUCAUCGCGAAGAGCGACUUGGUGAUGCUGUUGAUCUCCGAUGCGGCGCAAGCGAAGAUGUACCCGCGCAUUUUGGCGGCGAUGAAGCCGGGCUCGACGCUCGGGUUGUCUCACGGAUUCUUGCUCGGGGUGAUGAACUCUGAGGGGGCGAAGUUUCGCGACGACAUCAACGUCGUGCUCGUCGCGCCGAAGGGUAUGGGUCCGUCUGUUCGUCGAUUGUAUGAACAAGGUAAGACGACGAACGGGGCGGGCAUUAACGCUUCUUUCGCUGUGCACCAAGAUGCGACCGGUACCGCCACGGAAAUCGCCCUCGGCUGGUCCAUUGCCGUCGGCUCUCCGUUCACGUUCGCGACUACGCUCGAGAUGGAAUACCGCUCCGACAUCUACGGUGAGCGCGGUAUCUUGCUCGGUGGCGUCCACGGUAUCGUAGAGUCUUUGUUCCGCCGAUACACUCGCGCAGGCAUGUCCGAUGAAGAUGCCUUCAAGAACACCGUCGAGUGCAUCACCGGUCCGGUCACGAAGAUCAUCUCCACCAAGGGCAUCAAGGCAGUGUACGAAGCCGUCGAGGACAAGAAGACCUUCAUGGAAGCCUUCUCCGCGGCUUACAAGCCGUGCAAGGACAUCCACUACGAAUGCUACGAAGAAGUGCAAUCCACGAACGAAAUCCGAUCCGUCAUCAUGGCUGGCGAUCGCUUCGACCGCUUCCCGAUGGGUAAGAUCGACGAGACGUACAUGUGGAAGGUUGGCGCCGGCGUUCGCGCCAAGCGCGUCGAGAGCGAAAUCCCGCUCAACCCGUUCACCGCCGGUGUGUACUGCGCGUGCAUGAUGUCUCAAAUCGACACCCUCCGCGAAAAGGGUCACUCCUACUCCGAAGUGUGCAACGAGUCUGUCAUCGAAGCCGUUGACUCUCUCAACCCGUACAUGCACGCUCGCGGCGUCGCCUUCAUGGUUGACAACUGCUCUUUCACCGCCCGUCUCGGCGCGCGUAAGUGGGCCCCGCGUUACGACUACAUUCUCGACCAGCAAGCGUACACCGCGUACGACAAGAACGCCGGCAUCGAUUCCGAGGUUGAGUCCAAGUUUAUGAACAACCCGGCGCACAUCGCCAUCGCCAAGUGCUGCGAGCUCCGCCCGUCCGUGGACAUCUCCGUCUCUACCGAAGGUUCCGACGGUGUCGGUGGCGCGCGCAUGGAAAACAAGAUGGGUUAAACAUCUUUCCCGUCUCUUAUCGUUGCGAUCGUAGGGUGACUUCUAG
Messenger RNA from Ostreococcus lucimarinus CCE9901, 1754 nucleotides. RefSeq lists its product with no specific name. Gene Ontology annotation, molecular function: ketol-acid reductoisomerase activity. NCBI's taxonomy places the organism in Eukaryota, Viridiplantae, Chlorophyta, Mamiellophyceae, Mamiellales, Bathycoccaceae. The coding region runs from base 68 to 1708 and encodes 546 amino acids. The transcript has a single exon. Gene Ontology annotation, cellular component: mitochondrion; chloroplast. The record is from RefSeq and is a predicted model, not a curated record. Gene Ontology annotation, biological process: L-valine biosynthetic process.